Messenger RNA from Rhizophagus irregularis DAOM 181602=DAOM 197198, 1436 nucleotides. RefSeq lists its product as uncharacterized. The record is from RefSeq and is a predicted model, not a curated record. NCBI's taxonomy places the organism in Eukaryota, Fungi, Glomeromycota, Glomeromycetes, Glomerales, Glomeraceae. Gene Ontology annotation, molecular function: oxidoreductase activity.
UAAUCAAAGCCGCAUUGCCAACGUCUAUUAUUAAUAUAAAAAAGUGCGUUAUCAAAAAGGGAGCUAUGACGCGCUAGAAAAAAUUCUUUUAAACACCAACAUUCAACUUAUAAUUAUUGAAAAUGAAGGCUCUCAUUUUACAAAAAGGUGAUGAAAAAGAGAAUAAUAACUUUAAACAUCAAGCAGUUCUUAGCGAAAUUCCUCUUCCCGCUCUGAACCCCGAAAAUGAUGAUGUGUUAAUCAGAUUACAAGCUGUAUCAUUUAACCAUCGUGAUGUCUGGAUAAGAAAAGGAUUAUAUUCAGGAUUGCAAUUUAAUUCUGUACUUGGGAGUGAUGGUGUUGGAAUAGUGCAAGAAACAUCACGCAAUGAAUCUUCUCACCUUGUUGGCCAACAAGUAAUCAUUAAUCCAGGAUCUGGCUGGGAAAAAGAUCCAAUAGGUCCCGAAAACGAAUAUAGAAUGCUUGGAUUGUUACCACUACCUGGAACUUUUGCUGAAUAUAUUGUUGUUCCUCGAGCUGAAAUAUUUCCUGUUCCUGAUCAUUUAUCUGUAGCAGAAGCGGCUGCUCUUCCAUUAGCUGGUUUAACAGCAUUCAGAGUAGCCUUUACAAAGGCCAAUGUUAAACCGGGAGACAACAUAUUAAUCACAGGAAUUGGAGGUGGUGUCGCUUUGAUUGCAUUAAGCUUUGUUUCAAGUAUCGGUGCAAACGCGUAUGUUACAUCUUCAGAUGAGUCCAAGAUUAAAAAAGCUAUAGAAAUAGGAGCAAAAGGAGGAGUGAAUUAUAAAGAAGAUGAUUGGCCAAAGAAGCUAAAAGCUCUCUUGCCUAAUGAUCGUCCGUUCUUAGAUUCCGUAAUUGAUAGUGCAGGAGGUGAAAUUGUUUCUCAAACAACGAAGCUUUUACGUCCCGGAGGUAACAUUACUUGUUAUGGCAUGACAUCACAUCCUUCUGUAUCAUUUCCAAUGCUUGCAGUGCUCAAAAACAUCGAAUUUAGAGGAUCCACUAUGGGUAGUAGAGAAGAAUUUAAGAGAAUGUUAAAUUUUGUUAAAGAAAAAAAAAUUAAACCUGUGAUAGGUGGUAUUUGGCAUGGACUCGAAAACGCUCCAGAAAUUUUUGAAAUCAUGAAUAAAGGGAAGCAAUUCGGUAAAUUAGUAAUUGAAAAUAUAUCACCAAAGCUUUGAAUAUCAAGUGUAUUUUAUACAAUUACUUGUUAUAAACAAUCAGUAUAUGAAAAUUAUUCAUCAGAUUAUUUUUUAAUAAAUGUGACAUAUAAAUCUUAAUGUGAGAUUGUCUUGCAAUAAGAUGGGUUUAAAUCUUCCAAUUUCCCAACGUACAAUAGCUUAUCCAAAAGAUAACUAAACGUAGACAUUAUAUAACAUUAUAUAAAGCGGAUGCUAUAUCGGUAAAUAAAUCACUGGACUAUAAUUAUUGGAUAAAAA